AUGGGGGCAUCUGUACUCUCCAUGUUGCUUCUACUGAGUGGAUCUGUAACAGACAGGUCCAAUAAGAAAAUUGAGGACACACCUUCUGGCAAAAAAGCUCAUGAACCGCUCUCAGACGCAUGCACUUCUGCAACGUGCGUCUUACUGAGGAAGCAGGUUCGGUGCCCCUCCAGUCGACGUAUAGGCUAUAGCAGCACUCUUCAUUCCGACCGUCACUUCUGCGAAGAUGGUUUCUUAAUCCUGUUCUUGUCUGUUGCCACGCUAGGGUUGGAAGCCAAAGCGAGAGCAGUUCCGAUUGAGGCAUGUGGUGUGGGCCUUGACAGAGGAGGACGAAUAGUUGGAGGAUGGAAUGCCACUGAAGGGGAAUUUCCCUGGCAGGUGUCUCUCCAGCACAAGAACUCCAGAGACCAUUUUUGUGGGGGAUCUAUCAUUGAACCGGACAUCGUUGUCACCGCUGCGCAUUGUGUAGAGGGGAGAGGUCCAGAGCAUUUAGUAGUCCACGCUGGAAUCGUGGACCUUGAAAACCCGACGAACUACAGCCAGCGCCGUGAUGUGGAAAAAAUUAUCGUCCACAAGUCAUAUCGUAGUGCAGACUUUGCCAACGAUAUAGCUCUGCUCAAGUUGGAAGUCCCAUUUAACUUUACCGAGAGCUACGGGGACAUCGGCACUGUCUGUCUUCCCGCCAAGGAUCUCCUGCUGGAGGGCAAGAUACCAACAAUAUAUCCCCAUGGACAUUUUCUGAAUGGAAAGGGAAAUCUAAUCUUGAGCGUUCUCAUUUCAGGCGGACAUACAUCUUUGCAUCUGCUUGCUGUAUCAGUUCCUGUAAUACAAUCAUUUGAGAUUUGUAACCUUGCAUCUUUGAACCGUUACGAUCCCGAGAUCAAGUUCUGCGCCGGAAGCCCCGGAAAGGACGCGUGCGAGGGUGACUCCGGCGGUACAGCCCUGAAGAAGGAAGGCAAUAUAUCUACCCUUGUCGGUGUGACCUCUUUCGGUGACAACUGUGGCGUGCAUCCGGGCAUCUACACCAGGGUGACGGCCUACACUGACUGGAUUCCAGAGAACAUCGCCAAGUUACGGUCGUCCUAGCGAAAUCUGUCUCCAAGAAAGACCAAUACAUAUUCCUAAAUAAAGGGCUGAAAAUAAA
Messenger RNA from Ixodes scapularis (black-legged tick), 1144 nucleotides. Its product is annotated as transmembrane protease serine 2-like. Gene Ontology annotation, molecular function: serine-type endopeptidase activity. The record is from RefSeq and is a predicted model, not a curated record. Gene Ontology annotation, biological process: proteolysis. The transcript is spliced from 10 exons. Lineage: Eukaryota; Metazoa; Arthropoda; Arachnida; Ixodida; Ixodidae. The coding region runs from base 1 to 1086 and encodes 361 amino acids.